UUCCCUCUCUUUCCCUCUCCUUCACUCCCACAUCAUCUCCUUCAUUCUCUCUUUGAGGCAUUGCUUCCUUUUACCAAGUCUUCUUCCUUUGAUACAUUAACUCGACAGAAAACACAUACAUCCGACAUUAUGUGCAGCUCUAAGGCCAAGGUGACCAUGGGGAUUGAAAUCACACCCCUUGUUUCUAGAAUCAAUGGCAGACCAGUGCUUCAGCCUACCUGCAAUCGAGUUCCUAGUCUAGACCGGCGCAAUUCCCUUAAGAAACUGUCAACAGCACCACCACCUCUACCAUUAUCAACUUCUUCUUCUACCAGCACUAGUCCUAGAAUUAGUACCAAGGCUUCAUUGACAACACCACCAAUUUCUCCAAAGUCAAAAUCUCCGAGACCACCGGCGAUAAAGAGAUCAGGCAAUGACCCUAAUGGCUUGAACUCCAGUUCUGAGAAAGUUGUGACACCAGGAGGUACCACAAGAGCUAAGGUUUUGGAGAGGAAGAAGUCAAAGAGUUUUAAGCUUGGUGUUGGUGCUGAUAAUGCUCAUGAUCAUGGUAGACUCUCUUCUGCUUCGAUUGAGGCUUCGUUGAGCUAUUCCUCUUCUCUGAUCACCGAGGCACCAGGAACCAUUGCAGCUGGGAGGAGGGAGCAGAUGGCUCUUCAACAUGCACAGAGAAAGAUGAAGAUUGCUCAUUAUGGAAGAUCAAAGUCUGCAAAUUUUGAAAGGGUUGCUCCAGUUGAUACUAUGGAAGCCAAAGCUGGUGAAGAAGAUCACAAAAGAUGCAGCUUCAUCACGGCUAAUUCAGAUCCCAUAUAUGUUGCUUACCAUGAUCAAGAAUGGGGAGUUCCUGUUCAUGAUGACAAGAUGUUAUUUGAACUACUUGUUCUAAGUGGAGCUCAAGUUGGAUCAGAUUGGACUUCCAUUUUAAAGAAACGCCAAGAUUUCAGGGAUGCAUUUUCUGGGUUUGAUGCUGAAGCUGUGGCCAGUCUCACUGACAAGCAAAUGAUUUCGAUUUGUUCAGAAUAUGGCAUUGAUAUAAGCAGAGUUAGAGGAGUAGUAGACAACUCUAACAGAAUUCUUGAGGUAAAGAAGGAAUUUGGGUCAUUUCACAAAUACAUAUGGGGGUUUGUGAAUCACAAGCCAAUUUCCCCUCAAUACAAGCAAGGCUACAAAAUCCCAGUGAAGACAUCAAAAUCAGAGAGCAUAAGCAAAGACAUGGUUAGGAGGGGGUUUAGGUUUGUUGGUCCAACAGUUGUUCAUUCCUUCAUGCAAGCCUCAGGCCUCACAAAUGACCAUUUGACCACCUGCCACAGGCACCUUCAGUGCACCUUACUAGCAGCCCAUCCUACCACAUUGGAACAAGCUCUACAGGAUUAUUGACCCCAGAAGAGAAAAAAUUCAUGGACAAAGUUAAUCGUCCAAAAAAAAAAAAAACUGUUCAAAGCAUGAUUUUAAUAUGGUAGAGAGUGCAUAGUUUGCUAACUAGUUUUGCUGUUUGUGUGUAUAAUAUUAGAUUAGAGGACAGGGUUGUGACUAAGUUAGUGAUGUGCUGUGAGAUUUUUAAUUGGUUUGAAAUAGAUAGUUGGGAUUGAUAAUUGGAAAGCAAGAAAUCAAAAGGUUUGGGGUGGAGUGGAGCUCAAAGGAGACAGACAUCAUGUGCAAAUGAAUUGAAUUUGGGAGGCAGGGCAUGUGUGGAUGUGUCAGUUUGCUUUGUAUUCCAUGUGACCCAUCAUCAAGCUUUGCAUUAUAUGAAGACCCUUUAACAGGCUGUGUAGGAUUGUGGAAGAGGUAUUGUAGGACCAAAACCAUCAUCAUUCUUCUUCCCUUGGCCACCCUUAGUUUCUCUCUUUAAUUGUUUUUUGUUAGUUUGCUUUGGGGGAAUAUUUAUACCCCAUUGUAUCUUGGAUUUGGAUGUGGGAUUAAUUGAGUGCUGUUUGGUUCA
Molecule: messenger RNA, 1936 nt
Organism: Rosa rugosa (rugosa rose)
Lineage: Eukaryota; Viridiplantae; Streptophyta; Magnoliopsida; Rosales; Rosaceae
Exons: 4
Coding region: 130-1374 (414 amino acids)
Biological process (GO): base-excision repair
Molecular function (GO): DNA-3-methyladenine glycosylase activity
Source: RefSeq, a predicted model, not a curated record